Molecule: messenger RNA, 450 nt
Organism: Procambarus clarkii (red swamp crayfish)
Lineage: Eukaryota; Metazoa; Arthropoda; Malacostraca; Decapoda; Cambaridae
Source: RefSeq, a predicted model, not a curated record
AUGAGGAAGAGUAACCAAGUUGAUGAGGAAGAAAGUGCUGAAGGUGAUAGUGAGGACGGCAGUGAUAGUGAAGACGGCGAUGAUAGUGAGGACGGCAGUGAUAGUGAAGACGGCGAUGAUAGUGAGGACGGCAGUGAUAGUGAGGACGGCAGUGAUAGUGAAGACGGCGAUGAUAGUGAGGACGGUAGUGAUAGUGAGGACGGCAGUGAUAGUGAAGACGGCGAUGAUAGUGAGGACGGCAGUGAUAGUGAAGACGGCGAUGAUAGUGAGGACGGCAGUGAUAGUGAGGACUGCGAUGAUAGUGAGGACGGCAGUGAUAGUGAGGACGGCAGUGAUAGUGAGGACUGCGAUGAUAUUGAGGACGGCAGUGAUACUGCUGAGACCUACGGUGGCUUGGUUCAGCCCAACAACCACGAAGGAGUUAUUAAGGCAACUAUGGUAGCUUAUUGA